Messenger RNA from Apaloderma vittatum (bar-tailed trogon), 1575 nucleotides. RefSeq names its product dimethylaniline monooxygenase [N-oxide-forming] 4-like. The record is from RefSeq and is a predicted model, not a curated record. Gene Ontology annotation, molecular function: NADP binding; flavin adenine dinucleotide binding; N,N-dimethylaniline monooxygenase activity. Lineage: Eukaryota; Metazoa; Chordata; Aves; Trogoniformes; Trogonidae. The coding region runs from base 1 to 1575 and encodes 524 amino acids. The transcript is spliced from 9 exons.
AUGGUGCGGAGUGUGGCUGUUAUCGGGGCCGGGGCUGCUGGGUUGGCCUCCAUCAAGUGCUGCCUGGAUGAGGGGCUAGAGCCCACUUGCUUCGAGAGGAGCGAGGACAUCGGGGGGAUCUGGCGCUACACGGACUCCAUGGAUGGCAGGAGGGUCAGCGUGUAUCGCUCCAUCAUCAGCAACACCUCCAAGGAGAUGUCCUGCUUUAGCGACUUCCCUUUCCCAGAGGAUUUUCCCAGUUGCCUACCCCACAGCCUCCUUCUGGAGUACUUCCGGAUGUACGCCUGGCACUUCAACCUCCUGCAGCACAUACACUUCAAGACAACAGUUCUCAGUGUGAGGAAGCACCCGGAUUUCACCACUUCAGGCCAGUGGGAGGUGGUCACUGAGACCAACGGCAUCCAGGAGUCACACAUCUUCGAUGCUGUCAUGGUUUGCACCGGCCACUACCAGAAGCCCAACUUACCAUUGGCUUCCUUCCCAGGUAUCAACACUCGCUUCAAAGGCCAGUACCUCCACAGCUGCGAAUACAGGGACGUGGAGGCUUUCCGGGGAAAGCGGGUCCUUGUGGUUGGCGCUGGCAACACCGGCGGUGACUUAUCUGUGGAGCUGAGCCACGUGGCUGCGAAGGUGUUCCUCAGCUCCGGGAGCAGCACAUGGGUGUUAAGCCGGCUUUCAGACCAUGGCUUCCCCUGGGACAUGAUCAGCACCACCCGUUUCAACCACUUUCUUGAGUGGCUUCUCCCAGCAGCCCUCAUGAAGAGGAUCAAGUUUCGAAAGUUCAAUUCACGGUUUAACCACGAGAACUAUGGCUUGGCUUCCACCAAAAGCUCCAACUUCAAGAUAAUUAUCAACGAACAGCUGCCAUUUUGCCUUCUCUCUGGGACCAUUGUGUUGAAGCCAAAGGUGAAGGAGUUCACCGAAAGCUCUGCUGUUUUUGAAGAUGGGACAACUGCAGAAAACAUCGACGUGGUGCUCUUUGCCACGGGCUACAUCUUCUCAUUUCCAUUCCUCGAAGAGUCGGUUUGCAGCCUCUUUGAUGACAACCGCUCCCUCUAUAAACGCAUCUUCCUUCCCCAGCUGGAAAAGCCAACGCUGGCCAUCAUUGGCUUAGUCCAGCUGACCGGCUCUGUGAUGGUGGGAGCAGAAAUACAAGCUCGCUGGGUGACAGGGAUAUUUGCAGGCUGGAACAAGCUCCCUCCCAACACCAAGAUGAUGGCUGAUGUGUCAAAGAAGAAGCCACUGGUGAAAAGAAAUCCUGCUGAGAGGGAGAACUUGAAGAUGAGUUUUAUCAGCUACGCCGAUGAAAUUGCUUCAUGUGCCGGUGUAAAGCCCAACAUGCUGAAGCUGCUCCUGACAGAUCCCCGGCUGGCCCUGGCCGUCUUCUUUGGCCCUUGCUCGCCCUACCAGUACCGACUGGUGGGACGAGGGAAGUGGAGCGGGGCCAGAGAUGCCAUCCUGACUCAGUGGCAGCGGACACUGAAGCCCUUGAGACCAGUGGCUCUCACAGCAGGUUUCCUGCUUUCUAAAUACCCCCGGCCAGGCUGGAGCCCCUGGGCAGGUCCCCAGCUGUAG